This is a messenger RNA of Conger conger (European conger), 5004 nucleotides long. RefSeq names its product Sin3A-associated protein b (gene sap130b). Gene Ontology annotation, cellular component: Sin3-type complex. The record is from RefSeq and is a predicted model, not a curated record. The transcript has 21 exons. Gene Ontology annotation, biological process: negative regulation of transcription by RNA polymerase II. Lineage: Eukaryota; Metazoa; Chordata; Actinopteri; Anguilliformes; Congridae. Bases 270 to 3443 code for a protein of 1057 amino acids.
GCAGGCCUCUUCCGGUGUGAGUCAUUGGUGUUGUUGAAGAGACGAAUGGAGAAGACUGACCCCGCUAAUACGGUUUAUGAUGAGUUGGUCUGUUUGUUUUAAAGCAAAUAUUGGUGUACGAAAAACUGAAAGAAUAAAGUGAAAAUCGAUGAAAAGUAAAACGACUGUACAAUCAUACGGAGUACCUUUUACAAUUUGAAUAUAACAUUUCAGCUUAUCUGACUAAGAACGAAGCAGAACAGAUCGUUUACGAAAUAAAGUUUGCCAACAUGAGCUCCCAGCAAUUUCCGAGGUCUGGAGUACCCACCCCUGGCCUAGGACAAGCCCAAAUGCAGGGAGCCACCACUACCAUGGUGCCUGGAACACAGUCAAACCUAGCAGGGGGCGAUGACGGUUGCCGAGACGGCGACCACGGGCCACGUGACCACCCCCCCAGUGCUGGAGCGACCAUGCCUUUCCGUGACGAGAAGCAGGAGACCGUGGUCGUCCGGCCCUACCCACAGGUCCAGGGACACGGGCAGCCUUUGACUCUGCCCCAGCACUUGAUACAGCCUGGGACCCCAGUCACUGUGUCGGCCCCGCCCGCCCACCUCGCCCAAGGCCUGCCCCUGGCCUUCACUGAGGGACCCAUGAAGUCUGCCCUGAAGACGGCCAUGCCCAGUCGGCUGAUCGCCCCCGCCCCAGCCUCCAGCCAGGCCCACCUCGCCGUGCCGCCCAAGAUGCCCGGCCACGUCACCGUUACCAUGGAGAGUAGCAUGCCUCAGACCUCCGCCAUUCCCGUGGCAACCAUAAGCGGCCAGCAGGGGCACUCCAGUAACCUGCAUCACCUAAUGGCGACGAACGUGCAGAUCAUCCGGAGCAGCACGCCGGCCCUGCAGAUCGGCUCUUCCUCGGCCCCUCCACACACCUUCACCUCCCAUUUACCCAGAGGUGCCGCCGCAGCGGCCGUGAUGUCCAGCUCCAAAGGGCCCACCGUCCUGCGGCCCGCCGCGGGGCCCAAUGCCGGGGCCGGCCAGCCCACUGUCCAGCAAAUCCUCCACCAGUCCAUCCAGUCUCGCCCUGUCGUCACCACAUCCACGGCGGUGCUUCCCGCCGUUGUGGCCCCGGUCUCGGCCACCAGGGCCCAGUCCCCCGUCAUCACCACGGCAGCCACACACACCGCAGAGAUGGUGCACGGACGUCCAGGCCUGACCAUCCACCCCCCGCCGGCCACCAUCAGCAUACAGCGGCCCCCGACCUCGCGGGAUACCGCCACACGCAUCACCCUGCCCUCCCACCCCGCCAUAGGGGCGCAGAAGCCCCAACAGCCACACACCAUGACGCAGAAGCCUAUUUUCAGUACUGUGACUCCUGUUGCUGCGGCAACAGUGGCCCCCAUCUUAGCCACCAACACUGUGCCAUCCCCCACAACUACAGGGUCCGUGCCCCACACGCAGAUGACUACAAGUAACAUCGUCACCAUGACGAUGCCCUCUCAUUCGUCCCACGCCACGGCGGUGACCACCUCCACCAUCCCCGUGGCAAAAGUAGUGCCUCAGCCUAUCGCCCACACCUCACCCCGGAUCCAGCCGGACUACCCCGGGGAGAGAGGGAAUCUCAUCCCCAUCUCCGGCCACCGCUCGUCCCCUAACCCCGUCACCAUGGAGGCCCGGGGCGACAACAGGCAGCCUGUGCCGGUGCAGUUCCAGUACUUCCUGCCCACAUACCCCUCCUCUCCAUACCCACUGACCCACACCUACACGCCUAUCACCAGCUCCGUGUCCACCAUACGCCAGUACCCAGUAACGCCUCAAGCCCCCAGCUCGGCGAUGCCGGCCCAGACGGGCGUGGGCGUGGCCUCGGCAGUCCACCUGAACUCCAUGCAGCUGAUGACCGUAGACCGCAUCACUCAGAUCAGCACGCAGGGCAUACAGCCCACGGCCAUGGCCGCCCAGGGCCUGCAGUCGGCACCAAUCGGAGCGCAGGGCCUGCACACCUCGGCACCAAUCGGCACGCAGGGUAUCCAGCCGGCACCAAUCAACACGCAGCAGCAGCAGACGGAGGCCAAGGCGGCGGUCGUUCUGCCAGAUGGCUCCACCCUGGUGGCCAAUCCCAUCAACACGUUCAGCGGCACCCAGCCCGUCACCACGGUGGUGCAGACGCACCCCCAGGGCAGCAACACCGGCGCCCCCACCCUAGUCUCCUCCCCCCGGCCCAGCAUCCUCCGCAAGAAGCCAGCCAAUGAGGGGUCGGCGGUGCGGAAGAGCCUGAUCCCGGCACAGCCAGGUGAAGCCACAAGCCCCCGGCUGGACGGCACGAUGAGGAGCGCCUCUGGGUCCCCACGGCCAGCAGGGGUGAAGCAGAAGCCGGACAUCCACGUAGCGAUCGCCCCCCCGGUGACGGCGGCCGUGGAGGCCCUGCCCAAUCAGAGCGGCGAGCAGCAGCAGCAGGCUCCGCCCUCUUUGGCCCAGCACCCGUCCCAGGCCAUCCCGGCGCUCCUGGCCGCGGCUGCGCCCCCCUCCCAGCCCCCCGCCGCGGCUCUGUCCGCCAUCCCGGCCUCCAUGGCGGUCACCCCGCCCAUCCCCGCCUCCAUGGCCAACGUGGUGGCUCCGCCCACGCAGCCGGCGGCCAGCAGCACGGCGGCCUGCGCCAUCAGCUCCGCCCUCCCUGAGAUCAAAGUCAAGCAGGAGGCGGAGCCUGUGGACACGUCCCAGCCAGUGCCCUCCGUGACCCCCAGUGCCGCCCCCGUGCUCACCUCCAUGGGAAACUCCUUGGGCGUGGUCGCGGGCGACACCAUCCCGGGAGCAUCGCCCCGGAAGAAGCCCCGGAAGCAGCAGCACAUCAUCUCCACGGAGGAGAGCGAGAUGAUGGAGACCAACAGCACGGACGAGGAGAAGAUCACCGCCCGACCCCUCAACAUCCGGCCCGAGAAGCGCAAGUCUCCCCCAAAAGAGUACAUCGAUGAGGAAGGCGUCCGCUACGUGCCGGUACGCGCACGCCCACCUGUCACCCUGCUGCGGCACUACCGCAACCCCUGGAAGGCCGCCUACCACCACUUCCAGAGAUACAGCGACAUCCGGGUCAAAGAAGAGAAGAAGGGCUCGCUGCAGGACGUGGCCAAUCAGAAGGGCGUGGUGUGCAGGGCGCAGGGCUGGAAGAUGCACCUCUGCGCUGCACAGCUCCUGCAGCUGACUAGCUUGGAGCAUGACGUGUACAGCCGACUCACCACCCUCCAGGAGGGUCUGAUCCCAAAGAAGAAAGGUGGGGCCGACGAUGACCUCCACCGCAUCAACGAACUCAUCCAGGGUAACAUGCAGCGCUGCAAGCUGGUGAUGGAUCAGAUCACCGAGGCCCGCGAUGCCAUGAUGAAGGUUCUGGACCACAAGGAGCGGGUCAUGAAGCUGCUCAACAAGAAUGGCGGCGCCAAGAAGGUGUCCAAGCUGAAGCGUAAAGACAAGGCCUAAAAACAACAGCGCCCCCCUUUCUUCCAGCCUCCCAUCAGGAGAAAGAUGGAAGGUCGCGGGACUGCGGCGUUUCGCCGUGCACAAUCACACACCGGCCGCCAAAUGAAAAGAAACUGGACAAAAAGACAGUCAGGACAUGGUGGGAUUCCACGUUGGGGCUAUAGUUGGUAUCGGAACUUUUUUUUAUUUCAUUUUUUUAUUUUAUUUUAUUAAACCUGAAAAUGUCUCUUAUUAAACCAGAAAUGGCUGUUGUCAGUUGGGCAGUCCAUGCUUUGGUUUCCAUUUGUCAGCUGACAUUGCAUUUCAAUCAAGGAUUAAAGCGCUUUUGUCCUUUGCGGUUUUGCCUGCCUCUGUCACUGAUGGAGCUGGUAGCACUUCUGUUUUUUGGGGAAGGACAAAAAUUGGAAUGGUUAUUAGUGAUUUUGAAAGAGCACUAGGUGGCGCUAGCAGUCUUAACUGUUCACCUGAACCUUAAGGAACCAGCGGCAAAAGCAGCCGGUGGGCCUCGCGUGACGAAAUUAAUCUCUUAUGAAAGUAACUUGUGUGUCUCGGUUUGCCCCAGUUUAGUUUGACACUUGACAAAUUACUCCCCUUAAUUUGGAAAAAUUCCAGGGUAUCGGGCAUUGAUUUGGGCCACUCCCUAGAAGUAAUCAUGAAGCCCAUGGCACUGUCCCAGUUUUGGUUUCAUGUGAAAGUUUAAAGUGAAAGUAAAUCUUCGGUUCAGAAGGCUGUGGGGUGUGACCUAAUAUUCUGAGCCCAUGAUAAAGCACUGGAAAUGGUGCAAGGUUCGGUAUGAGGGAACAUUUAUGGUUUCAAGUGUUUCCUCCUAAAUAAAAAUAAGCUAUACUCUUCGGAUUUCCAUUGGCAGAUGUACUUUAUUUUCUUUCCCCUCCAGGAUCAAUGUGAGCCUUGGAUAUGCCCUAAAUUGGGAACGUGAUAUUGCCAUACACUGAUUUGCACACCCGCUGCUUACCGCUUCAUGUGGAAUACCAAAUCAAUAUUGUAUAUUACAUCAAUAUUGGCUCUGUUGAGUCUUAUAGUGGGCAAUUGUUUGGCCCCCCUUUUUUUCUUUUUUGCCUAAUAAAGGGAGAUAUUGACGUUGAGGUGAGAGUUUUUUUGGUUGUUGAUUGUUUCUCCUUACAAACGGUGACUGUUCCCACUGUCGACAAGUGGAUAACAUGAAAAUCAUGUUUAAAGUAGAAAGACAUUAUAAAGUGACUAUAAAGAAAAUGAGAAGAUAAAUCUAUAUAAUAGGAAUGCCAAAACCAAGCAUUUCUUUUUAUGUUAAGUGUAAAAAAAGAUUAAUAAAAAGUAGGUUUUUGUCUUUGUAAAUGAAAAUGACUUCAUUUUAUUCCUUUUUUUUCUUUUGUAUUUUAAGUAGUUCACUUGUACUGUUUUGACUCAUUUGAUUUUGACUGUGCCCUGUAAUUUUGCAGAUGGUUGGUGUAUGUUUAUGCUGUUGUCACCUUUAAAAUCUGAACCUCUGUACAUAGGUUUUCCGUGUCAUGACUGUACUCUAUUAUUGCAGUAAAAUACUUUGUACAUUUUGUGCUUUUAUUCA